This is a messenger RNA of Linum tenue, 504 nucleotides long. Lineage: Eukaryota; Viridiplantae; Streptophyta; Magnoliopsida; Malpighiales; Linaceae. The record is from the annotation of a GenBank genome assembly.
AUGGUAGGCUGUCUUGGCAACUUGUACCAGAGCAUUGAAGAUCUAAACGACACAUUCAUCCAGCCAACCCUAAACAAACACACCAUUCUGAACCCAGAAACCCCAACAACCGGCAGCACCCUUUUGCUAUCCGACGAUGGAUCUACGCCAACUAGAAAGUUCUAUACGUGCCAAUACUCCCACAGGGUGGUGACUUUUGACCCACUAGCCAUGUGUCCGAAAUGUUCCUCGACCUCGAGAAUGCAGUAUGCAGUGGAGCUUGUUGCCUCGCCUGCUAAGAAUAAUGAAGCGGGUUGGAGUGGUGAAGAAGGAGGUGGGUUUCUGAAAGGGGUGGUGACUUACAUGGUUAUGGACGACUUGGAGGUCAAACCCAUGUCAACGAUCUCCAGUAUCACUCUGCUGAACAAGUUCAACAUUCAAGAAGUUGGUGCUCUGGAGGAGAUAUUCAUCGAGAUUGGGAUGGAUGAGGUGACCGACCCUUUUCGAUACCUUAAUAUUGGUUGA